AAAAGUAGCCAGCCAUAUCUACCAACCAUCAGCACACAAAAAGUCAACAACAAGAGAGAGAAAAAAAAAAUAUAAAAUCGACAACGAAGGCGAGUGAGACGAGAACGAGAGAAAAUUUUCAUUUUCUAAUUUUUUCGUGAGAAAAUUUUAUUUUUUUUUGAAAAAAUUCGUGUGAAAAAUAUCAGCAAAUAGAUGAAAUACAUUUCAAAUCGAUAAAUUCCAUAUUAUUAAAAAGGAAUUUGACAAAAAAGAAUGCAAAUAAAUGCCGCCGUUUUAAGAAAGUGGAGUGUUUGUCGACGCUGUUGAAAAUUCACUGCAAUUGGUUUUCGUGUUUUGGCUCCUCCGUGGAUAAAAGAACCACAAAGAUAGACGCUGUGUGGGGCUGGGCUUCUGCCCCGCUGCGUUUGGCGGCAAACAGAAUGGGCGAUCCACUAUUGGGGGAUCGGCCGCCGUCGCCGGCGCGUCUAUCGCACACCUCAGAGAAGCAUCCCAAGGUGACACUGUCGGAGUUGAAUCUCCUACGGCGUCACCGUGAGUUGUGCGAUGUUGUGUUGAAUGUAGGCGGGCGCAAAAUCUUUGCCCAUCGAGUGAUCCUGUCCGCAUGCAGCCCCUACUUCCGGGCCAUGUUUACAGGUGAGCUGGAGGAGUCACGACAAACCGAAGUCACUAUACGCGACAUCGAUGAAAAUGCCAUGGAACUUUUAAUUGAUUUUUGUUAUACGGCACACAUCAUUGUCGAGGAAUCCAAUGUCCAAACACUGCUGCCAGCAGCUUGUCUCUUGCAACUCGUCGAGAUCCAGGACAUUUGUUGUGAGUUUCUCAAAAGGCAAUUGGAUCCGACAAAUUGCUUGGGCAUACGAGCAUUUGCCGAUACACAUUCGUGCCGGGAACUGCUACGCAUUGCUGACAAAUUCACACAGCACAACUUCCAAGAGGUUAUGGAGAGUGAGGAGUUCCUGUUGUUGCCCGUCGGCCAGCUGGUCGAUAUAAUUUGCAGCGAUGAGCUGAAUGUUCGAUCCGAGGAGCAAGUCUUCAAUGCAGUGAUGUCCUGGUUGAAGUACAAUGUGGCCGAUCGAAGACAACAUUUAGCUCAGGUCCUCCAACACGUCCGAUUGCCCCUAUUAAGUCCCAAAUUCCUUGUUGGCACUGUGGGCUCUGAUCUGCUAGUUCGAUCCGAUGAAGCCUGCCGAGACUUGGUCGAUGAGGCCAAAAAUUAUUUAUUGCUUCCACAAGAACGUCCAUUGAUGCAGGGUCCACGUACUCGUCCGCGAAAGCCAACACGUCGCGGUGAGGUUCUCUUCGCCGUGGGUGGAUGGUGUUCGGGCGAUGCUAUCGCAUCGGUGGAACGUUUCGAUCCCCAGACAAAUGACUGGAAGAUGGUGGCGCCCAUGAGCAAGCGUCGCUGUGGCGUUGGAGUCGCAGUUUUGAAUGAUUUACUUUAUGCUGUUGGUGGUCACGAUGGCCAGAGCUAUUUGAACAGCAUCGAGAGGUAUGAUCCUCAGACAAACCAAUGGUCCUGCGAUGUAGCACCGACUACAUCAUGCCGCACAAGUGUGGGUGUGGCAGUCCUUGAUGGAUUUCUGUAUGCCGUUGGCGGACAAGAUGGGGUGCAAUGUUUGAACCAUGUUGAAAGAUAUGAUCCCAAAGAAAAUAAAUGGUCAAAGGUGGCUCCAAUGACAACUCGAAGACUCGGAGUUGCUGUAGCCGUUCUUGGAGGCUAUUUGUAUGCUAUCGGUGGCUCAGAUGGACAGUGCCCACUCAACACUGUCGAACGUUAUGAUCCUAGACAAAAUAAAUGGUGUGCCGUUAAUCCAAUGUCAACGCGGCGAAAACACUUAGGCUGUGCUGUAUUCAACAAUUACAUUUAUGCCGUUGGCGGACGCGAUGAUUGCAUGGAACUAUCAUCUGCCGAACGCUAUAAUCCACAUACAAAUACCUGGAGUCCAAUUGUUGCUAUGACAUCUAGACGAAGUGGAGUUGGUCUAGCUGUAGUUAAUGGACAACUAUACGCUGUUGGUGGCUUUGAUGGGUCAGCGUAUUUGAAAACAAUUGAGGUUUAUGAUCCUGAGACCAACCAAUGGCGCCUAUGUGGCUGCAUGAAUUAUCGUCGUUUGGGUGGCGGCGUUGGCGUCAUGAGAGCUCCACAGACUGAAAAUUACAUGUGGAUUCGCAAAGACUCCGUAGUUUAAAUGCUACUCCAUCUCCAUUUAAUAAUUAAUAAAUUAAAAGAAAUAAUAAAAACAAAAAAUUCCAAAAUCAAAAAACAAAACAAAAGCAUUACACACAUUAUAAUCAAUCAUCAUUUUUUUGAUGAAUAAAUUCUAAAAUAAUACAACGCAAAUGAAAACCGCCAAAACUGGAGAAAUAUAUUGGUCUGCCACGUGUGUCUCCUUCAAGAAGAAAAAACAAAAUAAAAACAAACAAAAAACAGAAGAAACACUCCUCCCCGCCCCCUAAUUCUCCAUUUAGUUGUAUCUUUCUCCUCUUUUUUGUUCUAAGUUUGUAUUCUUAUUACCUAGUUUGUAAUGCAUUAUAUAGUUUAUAGUUAAAUAAAAAGAAUAAUAAAGAGAGAAAUAGAAAGAAUCGAGAAAAGAACCGAAAAGAGUAACAUCUAAAAGGACAACAAACAACAAAAAAAAAAAAAAAAAGAA
Episyrphus balteatus (marmalade hoverfly) is the source of this 2651-nucleotide messenger RNA. It is a transcript of the gene dbo, whose product is annotated as kelch-like protein diablo. The record is from RefSeq and is a predicted model, not a curated record. Gene Ontology annotation, molecular function: protein binding. The transcript is spliced from 6 exons. NCBI's taxonomy places the organism in Eukaryota, Metazoa, Arthropoda, Insecta, Diptera, Syrphidae. The coding region runs from base 420 to 2189 and encodes 589 amino acids.